Neomonachus schauinslandi (Hawaiian monk seal) is the source of this 795-nucleotide messenger RNA. RefSeq names its product CD59 molecule (CD59 blood group) (gene CD59). The transcript is spliced from 4 exons. Gene Ontology annotation, cellular component: plasma membrane. Gene Ontology annotation, biological process: negative regulation of activation of membrane attack complex. The record is from RefSeq and is a predicted model, not a curated record. Lineage: Eukaryota; Metazoa; Chordata; Mammalia; Carnivora; Phocidae. Bases 76 to 438 code for a protein of 120 amino acids. Gene Ontology annotation, molecular function: complement binding.
GCGGGGCGGAGCGCGCAAGCCGCGCGGUGUUAGCAGCGGGACUCCGGGUGCAGGCCGAUUCUGUGGACAAUCACCAUGAGAAGCAAAGGAGGAUUCAUCCUGCACCUGCUCGUCCUGGCUGUCCUCUGCCAUUCAGGUCAUAGCCUGACAUGUUACAACUGUGCUGCAAGUGUUGCAUGCAAUAAGACCACCGUUUGUUCGCUUAAUCUUGAUGCGUGUCUUUUGGUCAAAGCCGAGCCAAACCUUUUUUACCACUACUGUUGGAAGUUUGAUGAUUGCAAUUACAACUUCAUCUCCAAAACCUUAGGGCUGAGGAAGCUCAAGUACGGCUGUUGCCAGUGGGAUCUGUGUAACAGGAACGCCGCGGCUCGGGGCACCAGCAGCACAGCUCUGCUGCUGAUCCCCCUGCUGGCCGCAGCCUGGACCCUUUGUCUCUAAAUCAACACCGGGAGGCCUUCUCCUAAACCGUCCAUUUCUGUAUAUUUCUUAUUUCCUUGGCUGCUGCCUUCCACAUUUUUCACCUGGAUCCCGCUGGGCAAGACUAAAACUAGCUCGAGCCGCGUGGUUAAGAGAGAGACUCCAAGAGACUUUGAAGACCAGUCCCGCUGGCAGCGAAGACCCGUUGGAGGGACAAAAUGUAAGGGUGAAACAUGCACGAUCUGAGCUAGGUCACAUGCUUCUUCCUUGGCUUUUUGCAAGAGCAGCCUCGCCGUGACAGCUUGAGUACCUUAGAUUCUCUGCAUGCCCUGGUCAUUUCCCCUCCAAUGGCUGGGAGAUAGUUAUUAAAUACUCUGA